AAGGUGACAAAUACCCCGUACCGAAAACCUUCCGACUCGUCGUUCAACGACUGGAGACGGAGUCACCUGCAAGAUGUUUGGCAUGUUUGUUUGGGUUCCCAAAUCGGGCAGCGUUGCAUUGCUUCCAAGGUUGAAUGGCGCCAUGAUCAUGACAAAGGAUUCUAAGUUUAGAUGAUCGACUGUGGCCUUCUUGGCACAGGGAUUUACUGAGUACUGACGUAGUCUGAUACUCUACCUUGACGUGGAUCGUCGGGUUGGCGCCAACAAACAAAGAACAGUCGGAUUUACCACCUCGGAGAUACUCGCGGCAAUUGCCAUUCCUGUUCAACUCCGAGAUGUUUAUAGAAUGCAUGUCCAAUGCAUAUAAACAGAGUCAGGCCGGGUUGCAAACCCAACUCCCAUUCAACAGAUUCCAGGAAACGAAGUAAGAAAAAACAACAGAAGCAUAAACCAUGACCGGACUGAACGUCCUUAUCUGCGGUGCUGGCAUUACCGGUAAUGCCCUGGCCUUUUGGCUAUCAAAGAUGGGCCACCACGUCACGGUCAUUGAAAGGUAUUCGAGCUUGCGUGCCACCGGGCUGCAAGUCGACCUCAGAGAACCGGGUAUCACAGUCUUGCGGCGAAUGGGCCUCGAGCAACAAUUUCGUGCCAAGUCCAUUCACGAACAGGGCAUGGAAAUCGUCGAUGAUGCCGGCAAACGCAAGGCAUACUUCGCCGCCAAUCGAUCCGGCAUGGGAAUGCAGAGCUUCACCACAGAUUAUGAGAUCAUGCGAGGCGACCUCUGUCGACUAUUAUAUGACGCCACCAAGGACCGCGCAACAUUCGUCUUCGGAACGACGGUCGAGAGCUUCACGCAGCGGGAAAACCACGUCGAGGUAGAGUUUUCCGAUGGCCGCCACGACCAGUUUGAUCUAUUGGUAGGUGCCGAUGGACAAGGCUCUCGCACACGCAGAAUGAUCCUUGGAUCCGAGCCAGAUCCAUUUCACCCAUUGGGGGUUCACAUGGGAUAUUUCACCGUUCCACGGGAGAUUCAACCUGGGGAGGAGUACAACGCGGCAAUAUACAUUGCUCCUGGGCGGCGCUUUAUCUUCACCCGGAGGCAUAGCCCGCAUGCCAUGCAGGUUUACCUUGCGUGCAAAACAGACUCGGAUCGACUGAAUAAGGCACGCGGAAACAUCAAGGAGGAAAAGGAUGGCUUGGUGGAGGUCUUUCGUGGGGCAGGAUGGCAGACGGACCGGAUUCUCAAAGAACUCCAGAGCGCGGAUGAUUUCUACUGCGAGCGCCUGGGGGUGGUCAGAAUGGACUCCUGGUCUGCCGGCCGAGUCGCACUGGUCGGAGAUGCGGCAUAUUGUCCAUCGGCGACCACCGGUAUGGGAACGACCUCGGGCUUGGUGGGGGCGUAUAUCCUCGCGGGAGAGAUCAGCAAGUUUCAUCAAGCAAAUCUCGCGCCAAAGGAUCGCCUCCUCCUCGCUCUCAAGGCGUAUGACGACACAUAUCGACCUUUUAUGUCACAAGUUCAGAAGGGAAUCGAAAAGGGCUCGACAUUCUGGGACUACACCCCAUCGUCAUCGUGGGGGAUUACCGUUGUGCACAUUCUCUUAUGGGUAGCUGCUUUCCUGCGAUUGGAUAUCCUCAGCCAAUGGUUCAUCCGUGAGGAUACAACCUGGGUCUUGCCGGAUUAUAAACAGAUGGAGCAGAGCUGACCGCAUUACAGCUUCAUAUUGCCUGACUUCUGGUUUGGAGGAAGGUCAAAUUGUCUUUCUUUUAACCUUGUAACACAUUCAUGUACACAGUCUCUAUCAAUUUUAGCGGCGGAGAGGGGAUAUGAAUGCUCUAAGGAUUUAGUUUAACUAAUGAUAAUAGGGAGGAAGCAAUUAAGCUACCCAUUAUACUUAUGUCCAAAGUCUUUAAU
Aspergillus pseudotamarii is the source of this 1912-nucleotide messenger RNA. RefSeq lists its product as uncharacterized. The transcript has a single exon. Lineage: Eukaryota; Fungi; Ascomycota; Eurotiomycetes; Eurotiales; Aspergillaceae. The coding region runs from base 453 to 1703 and encodes 416 amino acids. The record is from RefSeq and is a predicted model, not a curated record. Gene Ontology annotation, molecular function: FAD binding.